AUGGCGCGGUUCUGUCUUCGACUCCUGACAUGCAUUUUGACAGUACUGGCCAUCGUUACUGAGGCCUCGGGAGAUGUACCUAGAUACAUCAUGUACCUGACAGGCCAGCAUCCAAUAGUCCCCUCUCCACCACUUAUCAAAGAUGUCACACAUGUCGCCAUGGCUUUCAUGCGUUCAGAGAUAUUCAAUGAUCCGGACCGAGAUGAGUGGCCACUGUUCAUGACUGUAGAAGAAGCGAGAACGAAAUUCCCGAAGGAGACGAAAAUCAUGGUUGCAAUCGGAGGAUGGGGAAACGAGGAUGGAUUUAGAGAAGCAGCGCGCACCGAAAAAGCAAGAAGGAUCUGGGCCGAAGGAGUAAGAAUAAUGGUUGAAAGUACCGGUGCGGAUGGUGUCGACAUCGACUGGGACGGCAACGGCGAAGAUUACAAGCGCACCCCCAACUCCGCGCACGCCUGGGAACUAACCGCCUAUCCUCUCCUCCUCUCCGCCGUCCGCAUUGCUCUCGGCCCCUCAAAACUCAUCUCCGCCGCAGUGCCAGGGCUCUCUCGUGACAUGCUAGCCUUCGCACCGUCCACCAUGCCGUUCAUCAUGCCUUCUGUCGACUUCCUGAACAUCAUGACAUACGACCUCAUGAACCGCCGAGAUAACGUGACAAAGCAUCACACUGGCUUUAAGAACUCGCUUGAAGCUAUCGAUGCUUACAUCGGCGCUGGGCUCGAACCAUCGAAGGCGAAUCUGGGAUUAGCUUUUUAUGUGAAAUGGUUUAAGACUGAUCCCGCCGCGAGACAGCAAUGCAAAGCGCAGCCUGUUGGGUGCCCGGCUGCGCUGAUGGAAGAUCCCACUACUGGUGCGGAUUUAGGUGAAGCAGGCGCAUUUUCCUGGCACGACGAUGUACCCACCGAACUGAAGGCGUCUUUCAAUAAGGCACUAGAAGGUGGUGUGUAUGACAAAGAUGGAUACUUCUAUUUUGAUGCUGAAGAGGAUUUAUUCUGGAGUUUUGAUACGCCUGACGCUAUCAGAAGGAAGAUUUCGCAGAUCAGGAAGAAGAGAAGAAUAGGCGGAGUUUUUGCGUGGGGUCUGGGUGAAGAUGCACCAGAUUUAAAGCACCUGAAGGCAGCGAAUAAGGCAGUGCAGCUGUGGAGGGAUGGGAGGGUAGAUAGGAGCGAGCUAUAA
Didymosphaeria variabile is the source of this 1173-nucleotide messenger RNA. RefSeq lists its product as uncharacterized. The record is from RefSeq and is a predicted model, not a curated record. Gene Ontology annotation, cellular component: extracellular region. Gene Ontology annotation, molecular function: chitinase activity; chitin binding. Gene Ontology annotation, biological process: chitin catabolic process; carbohydrate metabolic process. The coding region runs from base 1 to 1173 and encodes 390 amino acids. The transcript has 4 exons. NCBI's taxonomy places the organism in Eukaryota, Fungi, Ascomycota, Dothideomycetes, Pleosporales, Didymosphaeriaceae.